AUGCCAGGGGAAAUUUGCGGGCCGGGCUAAAAAUGACCCUGCUGGUGAGAAAUGAGAAUAUGGUAAACCGAGUAGCCGUUGUUCCGCUACCGGUGAGUCGGUGACCGGUGUUCCAAACUUCCGUAGUCGUCUUCCGUAGUCGUCCAUUACUUUUUAAAUUUCGCGCUUUCUGGUAGUCUCACUCUACGGUCUACACGGGCUAAUCCCGUUCUCAUUCGUUACUGUCCAUCGAAAAUUCUGAUGCUUGCUCGUUCUCUAUGCAGACAGCAGGCAGGCAGCAUCACUUGGGCCCUCUUCAUUGCCAAUAGUAUAUUAGUUAUUUUACAGAGAUGCAAGUAAAGCUUCCAUUGCAAUGAACAUGGAAGAACAUGUUUGGGGCAAAUACGAACAGUAUAUCGCACUGCAUACUGCCCAACCUGCCAACACACGGCGUCACUAUGUUCAAGCCCUAGCCUCUGCCAGGGCUCUUAUCCUUAACCCUUCUACAUCCGACCACACCAUCUCUUGCAUUCUCGAAACCCUAGUUCGCUCUCUGCAAUACGAACCAGACCCUCUCCUGCUUCAUCAUGUCCUCAAACUCCUAUCUGACAUUGCUCUCCAUCAUCGACACCUCUCGUUUUCCAUCUUCAACACCAUCCGUGCCCAUGAAGCGGGUCAUAAAGAUUCCAAUGGUCUUGCCGUGGAAGUCCUCAGUGUGCUUUUCACGAUUGCAGAGCACGAUCAUAGCUUGGCGACAGCCAUGUAUGACCUUGAUGAGAAUUUUGUCCUCUCGCUCUUUCUCAGUCCUGUUACUACUAGGAGGUCAUGGCUUCUCACGAAUAUCAGUCGAUUUCACAUUAAGCAAUCUUUCUUGAUUACUUUGUUCUUGGCGUUUAUGAAGGACCCUUAUCCUUUCGUGAGGAGUUCUGCUUUGGUUGGCUUACUGGGUUUAAGCAAGUCCGUAGACGGUAAGGAGUAUGCCGUAGUUAAGGAAUGCUAUGGCUGUGCGAUGGAGCUUCUUCAUGACAUAGAUGAACGUGUAAGGUCGGCUGCAGUUCGUGUGAUCAGUGAUUGGGGACAAGUUUUAGUAGCACCAAAUGAUGAAGCAAAUAAAAGAGAUUGGUAUGAUGUAAUUUUUGUUCAGCUUUGUUCUAUGGUAAGAGAUAUGAGUGUGGAGGUGAGAAUUGAAGCUUUUGUUGCACUUGGGAAAUUAGAGCUGGUUUCUGAGGAGUUGCUAUUACAGAGCCUGUCUAAGAAAACACUUGCUGUUAUAAAAGAAAAGAAAAUAUUUUUCCAGUGCCAUGAAAAAGAACUUGAGUUAUCAAAAUCAAGUGCUGCUGGGGCAUUUGUACAUGGCCUUGAGGAUGAAUUCUAUGAGGUACGGAGAUCAGCUUGUAAUUCCUUGGGGAUGCUCUCUAUCUUCUCUCUUCAGUUUGCAAGUGAUGCCUUAGACUUGCUGGUGGACUUGCUGAAUGAUGAUUCAACUGUUGUUCGGUUACAAGCUUUGGAAACAAUGUAUCAUAUGGCAAAAUGUGGUUGUUUAAGGGUGCAAGAAACACACAUGCACAUGUUGCUUGGCACACUAGUUGAUACUAGUAGCUUAAUCAGAUCUGCAGCUAGAAAAAUAUUUCGAAUAAUGAAGCUGUCUGUAAGGGCAAUGUUUGCAUCCAUAAUUAGUGGCCUUUUGAGCAAUUUGAGAACAUAUCCGCAGGAUGAAGCUGAUAUCUUCCCCUUAUUAUUUGAUAUUGGUAGAAAUCAUGGGAACUUUGUGGUCAGCUUUAUAAAGGAGGUCAUUCAAGAGAUGGAGCCUUCCUGUGAAGGAGAAUUACGUUUUGAUAGUGCAAAUGUAGCUGCAUUGUUGGUGUUAGCCAUCUCAGUACCUCUUUCACAUGAACAUAGUGCCUGCAACAUUCCACUAAGAAUAUUUUCCUAUGGACUUCCUUUUCUGGGAAGGAUCUCUCGCUCAUUGAGUGAUUCUACAAAUCGAGAUGCCAUUUUAGCUUACUUGUUUCACUGCAGUGGAUCCAUUCUACCUCUUGUCACAGAGUUGAACUUUAGGGGAAAUGAGCUUGUCUUGCCCGUUGCUGAAGGUGGUGGCCCAAGUCACAGUGAUCAUGAGGGAGCUAAUCCUCUAGAAGUUUUCUUGCAACAAAUCAGUAACUGUGGUAAUAGCUCUGAUGCUCAAUCUAUGUAUGUCCCAAGUCAUGCAUCAACCGAAUUUGAAGAAUGGGUCACAGUCUCUGUGAAACGUAUUUUUAAAGUAGUUGCAGAAACUUGGCCAUACAUACAGUCAGGAUGCACCACUGAAGUACUAAGGACAUUAAGGAACUGCAAGGAAGAGCUGGCUACAAUUACCACUAAUUCACUUGGAUCUUUUGAUGUUUUGGCCUUUACAUCCCAAUAUCUUCAAGUAAUCCAACUGCUAGCAAAGAUAUGGGAACAUUUUCUGCCAAAGAAAAUGUUCCAAUUUUAUGGAGUUGGAAGGUUGGAUCUUUUAUUGGAGAAACUAGAAUCUGGUCUCAGCGGAUUGAGACACAAGUUCUCAGGUUUGAGCAUAGAAGAAGAAUUUCAUGUCUUAGAACUGAUACUUUUGACUUGUGUGUUGAGAUUGUGCAAGGUUGAAAUAUGCUGUCACCUUAUCACACUCAAUAGAUUGUAUACUACAAUGUCCUCUAUAGAACUUCUUUGUGGGAAAGGAACUCUUGAACCCUCCAAUUUUGUUAAAGAACUACAGAAAUUGCUCCUUCAGUUGGGUCCCUUGGGUGAUGGAGCUUCAUACGAUCCUUUGAGUUUUAAGAGGUUACUUGAAUUCUUCUCCCUCAAGCAGGUUGUAUACAAUGGACGAUUCAAGCAUAUGAAAGCAGAACUAGAUAUCCCUAGUAAUGACUCUGAAAACCCUCUUCAUUUUGUAUCAGGAUUGCCUGUGGGCAUUCCAUUCCAGAUUUCUCUAUAUAAUAUUUCAUUAGAGGACAAAUUGUGGAUAAUGAUGGCUGUAGAGAAUUCGAUUCAAUAUGCCUUUCUAGAUUUGGAACAAUUUGGAGGUUGUGAUGAGGUCAGGACAGUCACACUUAGUGUUCCCUUUUACAGGACUCCAAACGUGGUCUCUUUCUCCUUGAGAGCAACUGUAGGUAGAGAAUACACCUCUCAUGAUGUUCACUUGGUGAAAGGUGGGGUGGGGCCAAAACAUGAACUCGCAUUUCUUUGUGAGGAAAAAGUGAUUUAUCUGGUUAAUACUUCUAUAGAUUGAUUGUAUAAGAUUGAUACUUGGAUAGGAUGAAGUUGAAGAGAUGAUUCCCUCUGCAUGUGCUAUGCAUUACACUCAUGCAAAUAGAUUGUGGACCACUGGGCUCUGUUACAAAGUUGAUUCAUUUGUUUGAUCAUAUAUUCAAGUGAGAUCCAAUCUUCUCUUGAGGUGUUGCAGUUCCCAUGAAGUUGCUGAAAUGGCCAGCUGUGUUCUGUUUGCCCUAAGUCAACAACACAAAACAGAGGUCUGUCUAUUGUCUUUUCACCAUGUAUUCAAGAAUCCGCUCUAGCUAAUUAUGUCUAUUGAUGUGCAUGUGGAAGCAUCAGUAGUGUGCCAUCUUAUUGCCAAAUGCUACAUCAGCAUUCAGGUCACCAUGGGAAAAAUAAAUUGAGAUCCGUGCUUUCAAGGAAUAAGAGACAGCAUUUUGGAGCUGAUGUGGUUAAUCUUCAGAAGUUCGAAGUACUGAUCUGAACCGAAACUCUGGCGAUGGUGACGAGUUUUUCCGCUGCAGACCAGAUCAAACACAAGGUUUAGUGGUGCGAUGCGAUAUUGCCUGUCCUAAGAACUUACUGCAGCAGAGUACACUCUCUUCAAAGAUUGGUCCGCCCCCAUUCUAC
Nelumbo nucifera (sacred lotus) is the source of this 3840-nucleotide messenger RNA. RefSeq names its product ARM repeat superfamily protein (gene SIEL). The record is from RefSeq and is a predicted model, not a curated record. Lineage: Eukaryota; Viridiplantae; Streptophyta; Magnoliopsida; Proteales; Nelumbonaceae. Gene Ontology annotation, biological process: intercellular transport. Gene Ontology annotation, cellular component: endosome.